This is a messenger RNA of Penicillium oxalicum, 2871 nucleotides long. RefSeq lists its product as uncharacterized. Gene Ontology annotation, molecular function: oligopeptide transmembrane transporter activity. Gene Ontology annotation, biological process: transmembrane transport. NCBI's taxonomy places the organism in Eukaryota, Fungi, Ascomycota, Eurotiomycetes, Eurotiales, Aspergillaceae. The coding region runs from base 1 to 2871 and encodes 956 amino acids. The record is from RefSeq and is a predicted model, not a curated record. The transcript is spliced from 7 exons.
AUGUCGCGCACUCCACUGCUUCGGACGUCGCCCGCGCUUGGCUCGUCCUCAUACGGGGCAGUUCGGAUUCCGCAAGACGAAGAGAAUGAACACGAUCACGACAGGAGGGAGAUACACGUUUCGCUGAGUGAGGACGAGUCUUCCGACGAAGUAUCCCCCAGGCAGCUAUCUCGGACCCGGGCGAAUUGCGAGGAUGGCGUCGGUGGUCCCUCUGGUGAAGCGCAACGACGAUACCGGCGAUCAUCCCAAUCGACGAAACCUUCGCAGUCUUCCAGUCAACGGCGGCGGCGGCGAAGAAGCAGUGUUCUCCAUAGGGAUGGACAUAGUCGCCGACCAUCGUCGGCCACGUCGGAUGUGGGAUUGGGGCCCGACUCCAAGUUCUCGUUCGCAACAGGGCUCGCGGUACCAGGAAGUCCGGUGUUGCAGGAUACACUAUCUUCCUCGCCGUGCAUGACCACGGAUGAGGAGGAUGUUUUGGACACUGAAGACGAGGACACGAAACCAUUCGAUGAAGACCCCCCGGAUAAUUCGCCAUAUGCGCAAGUACGCGCAAGCGUCCCGGCGACAGAUGACAUUACUCUUUCGAUCAAUACACCUCGCAUGUGGAUCCUUUCGUUGCUCUUUUCCUUGACGGGAUCGGCCGCGAAUCUGUUUUUCUCUCUCCGUUAUCCGAGUGUGGCUAUCACGCCCAUCAUUGCACUGGUUUUGGUCCACCCUUUGGGCAAAUCCUGGGAUGUGCUUCUGAAGCGGUCAGAUGAUCCGAUUGAGGUGUUCGAGAACGGCACACUGAGCCGCCGGGACUUUUUACUGAAUGACACCAACAUCGCGCAUCUGAGCUGGCCGGUCAGAUUGAGGCUUUGGCUUGGUCAAGGGCGGUGGAAUGAAAAAGAGCACGCCUGCGUGUAUAUCAGUAGUAAUGUCUCCUUUGGAUUCGCUUUUGCUACCGAUGUGAUCGUUGAGCAACACAAAUUUUAUCACCAGGAGGUGCCUAUUCUCUAUCAACUGCUGCUCAUCAUCUCGACUCAAGUUCUGGGAUAUGCAUUUGCUGGACUGACCCGGCGAUUUCUUGUUCGCCCUUCCGCCAUGAUCUGGCCCGGGACUCUGAUGUCCACCGCCAUGUUUUCGACCAUGCACAGGUCCUCCAACAAGAAGGCGAAUGGCUGGAGUAUCUCCCGCUACAGGUUUUUUAUCCUCGUGUGGGCGGCUGCAUUCGUCUGGUAUUUUGUUCCAGGCCUACUCAUGCCGGCACUGAGCUACUUCAAUGUGGUGACUUGGUUUGCGCCUCAAAACGUCGUGGUCUCCAAUUUGUUUGGGGUGGCGUCUGGACUCGGAAUGUUGCCAUUGACAUUCGACUGGGCUCAAAUUGCCUACAUCGGAUCGCCCCUUCUCACGCCAUGGUGGGCAGCGGCAAAUAUCGUCACCGGUCUGGUCGUAGUCAUUUGGGUUAUCGCGCCCAUUCUGUACUACAAGAAUGUGCUCUUUUCCUCAUAUAUGCCCAUUCUCUCCACGGCAGUGUUUGAUAAUACCGGACGUCCUUAUAACGUCAGCCGCAUCCUGACGCCAGAGUUUCUCUUUGAUCAGAAAGCGUACGAAGAGUACUCGCCGGUGUACCUUCCCAUCACUUACGUUCUAUCCUACGGGGUCCAGUUUGCCGCGCUGACCUCCCUCGUUACUCACACCGUUUGCUGGUACGGAAAGGAUAUCCUGCACCAAACGCGCAAAGCCUUCGAGGAGCGAAAAGAGGUCCCCAACGUUGAGCCUUAUCAGCCUCUGACAACACGGGACGAAUCAAACUCCCCUUCACAACAAAGUCGGGAGCCAUCACGAGUCAGCUCUCACGAUCCGGGCCGUGAGUUGCCUCUCGGGACAGAAGACGUGCAUUGCCGCCUGAUGCGACGCUAUGAGGAUGCUCCUCUCGCGUGGUACUUGAUUGUACUGGUCCUCAUGCUGGUCAUUGCCACCUACACGGUCGAGCACUACCCUGUCCAUCUGCCAUGGUACGGCCUACUUCUGGCUCUCCUCAUUACGAGCAUCUUUUUCAUCCCUGUUGGUAUCAUCAUGGCUGUGACCAACCAGCACAGCAGUCUCUAUCUCAUCUGCCAGCUUCUGUGUGGCAUUGCGUUUCCCGGUCGACCAGUCGCCAACAUGAUCUUCGUGACUUACUCCUACAUCAGCUCAGCCCAGGGCAUCAAAUUUUCGUCCGAUCUCAAGCUCGGGCACUACAUGAAAAUUCCACCCCGCAUCCUGUUCGCUGUGCAAAUGGUCGCCACUCUGGUCUCCAGUUUGACCCAGAUUGGCGUACUCAACUGGAUGUUUGCCUACAUCCCGGGUCUCUGUACCCCUCAAGCCCUCAAUGGGUUCAAUUGUCCCAUUGCACGCGUUCAUUUCAACGGCAGUGUUCUCUGGGGCGUCGUUGGACCCCAGCGCUUCUUCGGUCCGGGUGGCCUAUAUCGCCCUCUUGUCUGGGCGUUCUUGAUCGGAGCCGCGGCGCCCUUUGCAGCCUGGCUUUUGGGGCGUCACAGCAAAAAGAGUUUCUGGCGAAAAGUCAACUUCCCCAUCCUCUUUGGCAGUCUUAGUUGGAUACCCCCUGCAACCGGUCUCAAUUUCUCUAUUUGGGCACUGGUCUGCUUCUUGUUCAACUAUGUGAUUCGUCGUCGCAGGACCGCUUGGUGGGAGAAGUACGCCAUGACCCUCUCUGCGGCGUUGGACUCAGGUCUGGCCUUUGCAGUGGUGAUUGUGUUUUUCUGUCUGGUAUAUCCCGGGUGGGUUGACGGGUUCAAGUGGUGGGGGACCGAGAUCUAUAAACAGGGUUGCGAUUGGACGGCUUGCCCUUAUAAACGUUUAGAACCUGGGCAAAAAUUUGGGACAUGA